Apus apus (common swift) is the source of this 5565-nucleotide messenger RNA. It is a transcript of the gene TMEM33, whose product is annotated as transmembrane protein 33. Gene Ontology annotation, biological process: endoplasmic reticulum tubular network organization; membrane organization. Gene Ontology annotation, cellular component: endoplasmic reticulum; membrane. The transcript has 7 exons. Bases 63 to 818 code for a protein of 251 amino acids. Lineage: Eukaryota; Metazoa; Chordata; Aves; Apodiformes; Apodidae. The record is from RefSeq and is a predicted model, not a curated record.
GAAGCGGCAGCCGCGGCCGUCCCGGCCCCAGCUGAGGCGCUUGUCUCCCUGCAGGUGCGGCCAUGGCGGACUCCACGCAGAACGGGCCUAUGCCAGGCGGGGCCGGCGGCGGGGCCGUGCAAUUUCUGAUGGCUAACAAGUUGGAUACAGCAAUGUGGAUUUCCCGCUUGUUCACAGUUUACUGCUCAGCUUUAUUUGUCCUGCCUCUUCUAGGGUUGCAUGAAGCAGCAAGCUUUUAUCAGCGUGCCUUGCUGGCAAAUGCUCUUACUAGUGCCCUCCGACUACACCAAAGGCUACCACACUUUCAGCUUAGCAGGGCAUUUCUGGCCCAGGCUUUGCUGGAGGACAGCUGCCAUUACCUGUUGUACUCUCUUAUCUUCGUAAAUUCCUACCCUGUUACAAUGAGUAUUUUUCCAGUUCUGCUGUUCUCUUUGCUUCAUGCUGCCACAUAUACAAAGAAAGUUAUUGAUGCACGGAGUUCAAAUAGCCUGCCCUUUCUGAGAAAUCUUUUAGACAAAUUGAAUGCUAAUCAACAGAAUAUUCUAAAAUUCAUUGCUUGCAAUGAAAUUUUCCUCAUGCCAGCUACAGUUUUUAUGCUUUUCAGUGGGCAAGGGAGUUUGCUCCAGCCAUUCAUUUACUAUAGGUUUCUUACGUUACGCUACUCCUCUCGGCGAAAUCCAUACUGUCGGACUCUGUUCACCGAACUGAGGAUUGUUGUUGAACACUUAAUAAUGAAGCCCUCAUGUCCUGUUUUUGUAAGAAGACUAUGCCUGAGCAGCAUUUCCUUUAUAAGCAGAUUGGCACCAACUGUUGCAUAGCCGAAUUUCAGGCACUUGUGUUUUGUGAACAUUAUGAGCAGCUGGCACUUCUGAUGAUGAUUCUAAGCUCCUGGUUUUACACUGAUCUCACUCCAGGCUGUAUAAAAAUGUGUAUAUGCUUUUCUUGGAGAUAAUAUGAAAUUUAGCUUACGAAAAGCAAGUCAUGGAAACUUAAAUUUCCUGUGGUGUAUUGCUAAUUGGUGAACAAAAGUAGCUGAAUCCUAAAACAUACCCAGUCAUACAGAAUUGUUUGUUGUUUUUUUUAGGAAUUAAGGAUUGUUUGAGGUUCAUUAAAAAUUGAAGUCUGUGCUCAGUAGCUUUAUGAUAGUUGAACCAUAGCUACUGUAGGAUGUCUCCAGUGCAUAGCAGUUGGUACCCGUACCUAUGCAGUACACUUUGGACAGUAUUCUUCUGUUUUCUGAAAGUAUCUGUAGAACCAUGUUGUCUAAAUUACUAUACUCAAUGUAAAAAUACGGCCCACUUUGAUUUUAACUAUAGAGAUUAAAAUCUAUUAGGCUAGCACAGUUAACACCUUUUCUGAAAGGGAGGAUAUUUUUAUUACUUAAGAACUUUUCCAAGUUUUUACCUUGUGACAUAGUCUUACAUGAGGCUGUUGGAAGACAUCUCAAGACUCUGACCAUGGUAAACUCUGUGCAGUUAUCUUGUCGUAACAAGAUGCUUUACCAACCCAAAUUGCUGACCUGUAGGCUUUUCAGACAGUGAUGCGGUGCUUAAACUUUUAACCAUCUCUUAGGUGAACUAAUCAAUGUAAACUAAGUAAUUUUUGCAGAAUCAUUGCAGAUAUGUUCUUUUGUCUACACAGAUGUGAGACUGGAGUAAUUCAAGCAUGUCAGCUUUUUGGAAAAUUAAUCUGUAGCUAGCUCUAUCUAAAUUGUUCUUCCAGUUUGAGACUCUCACGGUGAUGGGAAAUUUGCAUACAGGAUUGCAUCUGCUUAGGCAGCUUCUGAAACAAAUGGGUGUAGGAUUUUGGGCAUAAAUCCAUCUGAUUACUAAUCUGAAGCCAGUGUCAUGACUACGGAAGUGAAUAUUCAAUUGAGAGCUGAUUAUGCAUUCCACUAGCAGCUGAAAGAUAAGUCGUGGAAGAAGAAUAUUACCCGUCUGAACACAACUUCUUUCCCUAAAUUCAAGGCCUGAUCUUCUGUAGUUAUUGUUAGUACUCUAAUUGCAAAAAAUCAAAUGGGUUUCAUUGGCCUUUUGUAAAUUUAUUUUGCACUGUACUUAACUAUUCUUCUUUGGUCAGAAAAAUCUUGUGAAACCCUUUUGAAAACAGUCUUGGAACGAAGUAUUUUCCUGUAACUGUUGAUGUAUCUUGUGAUGUGGAUAUCAUUCAGAAUUUCCAGUUGUUUGCUAGAUCAGAGCCUUGUAUUUAUACAUUUAUUUCAUUUUUUGCUCAACCUCUUGGUACUGAUGAACCAAUUGGUAAUUUAAUAUGAUACUUUUGGACUACUUGUCUUGCUCUUUGAACAUGAUUAGCUAUUUAUAGAACACUUGCACUCUGCAGAAGCAACUGCAUGCAGUAAUGCUCUACAGCUGCUAAAGACUUGCAAUGAGAUUCACUAUAUGUAUAUCCUGUAAUUUGAGGAUUUUAUAAAAACUAAAAUUUCUACUGCAAUAAAAGGUGUUAAACAUAAUUUGCUAGGCUCUUCAAACUUAUUUCUCUCUAGCAGAACAUACUGAUGUUUGAACCUCAAAAUUGAGCAGAAUGCUGUCCUGUGUGUAUGUAUGCAUGUUCUAGUAUUCCCAGUUCUACCUCUGAACUGGGACAAGGUCUUGUGCAUUUCUAAAUUAUUUUAUAGGGAAUUUUUGCCUUCUAAUGUGCAAAAAUCUUAUAACCCUUUCCUUAUAAUUUAACUACAGAAUAAGCACUGCAACAGUGGUAGCUAAUUUGAGGAGAAAUCUAGACCUACUUCUUGACAUUUCAAUUCUUCAGCGUUGUUCUUGACCCUCUUUCAUGUUACAUAGUACAUUUUUUGAGUGGUGACAUCAGACUGUUCAGCUCUUUGCACUACUAAUGUAAAAAUUCAUUUGGUCAUGUAAAUUGGUUCCCCAAACUGGGAACGGAGGACAAAUAAAUACUUCUGUAAUUAGUAUCAGCAAAAUGGUAUGUUACUCCUGAGCAAAUUUUUGUGGUCUGAGACUACUGUUAUGGGUGCAGACUACUGUUCCUUUAACUGUAUGCUCUUACUUAAUUAGAGAAGAGUCUGUUUGAUAUCAUGUAUUGCAACUGUAAGAGAAGGCUGCUAAGUCUUGAAAUCUAACUUUACAAAGUGGAUGAGGAAGAUUAAAAGGAAUAAAUGAGAUUUCAGUAAGUAGAGAAUGGGCAGACAAUGCCAUCAAGUAGAGCUUACAUGUGGAUACAGAAUUUAUGGACUUUCUACUAGGUCUUAAAAAUGGAGCAGGAAGAUCUUUCAUAAGUAGGAUUUGAUUUGGCUAGUAGUAUAUUCUUGGCUUUGCAGGAAAUUGCUUGACAAAUGAGGCCUGGAUUUUACUUGUGGCCUGGUAAAACUCAGCUCUCUGUGCCAAGAAAACAUGGAACAAUGGGGUAAAAAUAACUUCUAAGCAAAAUCAGGUGACUGACCUUCACUCUGCAUCAACUUCAAUUUUUGUGUAGCCUUUAGGUUGUGUAAGUGAUAACACAGUUUCCCCAAUGCUGGCAAAAAAAUACUGUCCUUGUGCCCAUUUCCUUACCACAGUUUGUGACUUUCUAUACUAACAAUUAAAUGCAUGAAAUGCUGGUAGCUUGGGGUUUUCCUUGUGAAAAGAAAGGUAUGUUCACAUUGCUGUGCUGUCAGCAGCCAACUGUGAUGCAAAGACUGUAACAGAAGUUGGGGAUAGUGGAAAAACUUUGCAACAGCCCAUGAAAUGCCAGUCAACCCCAAAUGUGAGGCAGAGGAGUUUCUGUUUACUGAAAUGUUACGUACCUAAAGCAGUAAUUGUUUCCACUGGUAUAAAUCAUGCUGGUUAUUGUUUUUAUGUUCUCUUACCUUUCAUAACUUAAAAGUGCUGUUGCAUAAAUUCUGCACCUUGCUGUGCACAAGGUUGCUGUAGCAGUGAUGCUCCAGCAUAAGACUUGUCUCUUCUUGUCUGUAGAUAGAUAAAGCAUCAGUACCCACCAAGUCUGUUGGAGCAUCUAAUGCCAGUUGGAACUUUUCACAUAAAGUAAUUCACUAAUGCAUGUGUCUUUUUCCUUUAUUGCCUUUAAUUUUACACUUCUGUUGUAAUUUUUGUGCUGUAAUUUUGUUUUGCUCCCUUCUUUGCUGGGUGUUCAAGGGGAGCAAUAACUGUUAAUAUUUUAAGGGCCACGUUCUAAGGAUUUUUUCCAAUCUAUUAUAAUCAUGAGCCACUAUUCAUUCCAACAGCUUUUGAGCUGCUAGCUAUGUAUGUGAUAGUACUGUCCAAACAAAUAAUGUAGGUGGUUAUUCUGUAUAGUCUCCAUUGGACCUUUUUCAUGUUGGGCACCUGUAUUGCAACAUUGGCUGUGCAGAUCCCUUGUUAAUUAAGGAAUUGCAGUUACCGUGUGUCGUACAGAUGGGAACUGAGGCAUGGAAGGAAAGAAAACUCACCUGAGGCAAGAGCUCUGGCAGAGCAAGAAACAGUGGAAAAAAAAAAGAGUUGGACAAGGGUCUGGGGCUAACUGAUUAGUUUCUACACCACAUAUGACAGUCCUGUUUCCAAAAUGAUACUAAAAUGACACUGCUGCCAAAAACACCUUCAGAAAGUACUGUACCUUACAGUGCUCAAAGAAUAUGGAGCUAGAACUGCAUGUUCUAUUCAAGUGAUGUCAAAAAUUGAUUCCAAUAUGGAAGAGCUAGGUACAGUCUCUGGCAUCCUCAUCAUUCUGAUGAGGAAAAAUAAAGCAGCAGAGUAAGAUGACAAGCCACUUACAUGCUACAUAUUAGUAGGGUAUGCUGAUCUGUUGUAAUUGUAUUUGUGGUUCAAGUAUAUAUCCUGAAAUUGGUUAGUGCAUCUUCAUACUGUAACUUACUGUGCUAUUGUUUUCUUAAAAUCACAGGAAGAGUCAGGCCUUGCUGUUUUAAAUCGCCUUUUAGGGAUAGAACCUUAAGCAAUCCUUUAUUUCAAAUAAUGUAAUUGAAUUUAAUCUUAAAAGUGGAUUUGAAAAUACGUUUUUCAUUAAAUGUCAGCAUUACUUACUAACUUUUCUGCAGAAGCUAGCUCUGUGAUAACAGCAGAUAUGGGGCAAGUAAGGGAGUUUCAUUGCCGUCCAGAUGGUACAAACUUCUAAAAUGAAUUGAAAAAUUCAUCUUUUACUUGUAUUCAAGGACUGAGGCACAAAAUGCUAAUGUAAGGGCUCAGAGGGGAAAUAUAGUUCUCCUGCAUAUUUGAGAAAAUGUGAAGCCCUUUCAAGAAAAUCUAAUAAACAUAAUAAUCACAGGCUGCUGACACCAAGGAAAAAGCACCUCAUUCGCUCUUUCUUUUAUGCAGCGAUUUACUGGUCCCUACUGAUUUAAAAAUUGGAUCACUGCAGUAAAUUAUCCAUGCCAGUACCUGUGAAAGAAAGCACUGGGAUCCAUAUUUGUUUAGUGCUAUGCUUAAAUCAGCAAGAAUGAUAAAUUUGAUGGUAUGAAAUUGGAAAUAUCAAGGGCUUUUCUCAGCGAACAAGCAAGUAUCUCCAUUUGUAAUUUAUUGUGACCCUUUUUCACUGUAUGUGCAUUGUAUGUGAAAUAUUUAUUUCAAAACAAAUUAAAUUGUUUUCUGUAUUGAUACA